Scheffersomyces amazonensis is the source of this 372-nucleotide messenger RNA. RefSeq lists its product as uncharacterized. The transcript has a single exon. The coding region runs from base 1 to 372 and encodes 123 amino acids. NCBI's taxonomy places the organism in Eukaryota, Fungi, Ascomycota, Pichiomycetes, Serinales, Debaryomycetaceae. The record is from RefSeq and is a predicted model, not a curated record.
AUGACAGAGUAUUCAAAUAAAGUCUGUUAUACAAUGUUACAUUCUAGAGUGUUUAGAGAAAAUGUUAAUAUAACAAAAUAUGUAUCCGAUGAUGAAUUUGGCAAUGUGUUUGUUGCUCUUACUAGGUACAAAUUAGAACUGGAUGAAGAUGCAGAUAUGAUUACUGUGACUGAUAAUGACCUUGACGAAGUGGUGAGAAAGAUUUCUGGACAUAUCUCAGAAAAUUAUAACUCACUAUAUAAUCCAUCUGUCGAAUAUUGCGAGUAUCAACGUAUUGUUAAAUCUAACAAUAGAUUAGGAUCUAAUGAUCACGAAAGGCAAAUUCUUAAAGAUUAUAAUGAUCAUCAUAGGCUUGAUUCAUCAAUUGUCUGA